AUGAUCGUUACCACAGCCGUCGUCUCUCGCGAUCCGGCUCCUCUGCGGCUCGCUGCGACUGGUUCUAGUUCCAUUACCACGCGCUCCGACGGUAGUAGUAGCUCUUCCAAUGUAACCAAUUUACUAGCUGCGGCGCGCUGUGUCGCGGCGCCGUCCUUCUUAGCGCGCUCCGCUCUUGCAGGCUCCACUGGAAGGCGGCUCCGUCGUUUCAGCAGAGCGGCGGCCCAAGCAAGCCCCGUGCAAGCGGCGACGGCGGACGAAUCAGAGGGCGACACGUGGCAGCUGAAGCUGCUGUACGAUGGGGACUGCCCAAUCUGCAUGCGAGAGGUGGACUUUCUGCAGGGUCGCAACAAGGAGUUUGGCACACUCAAGUUUGUAAACAUAGCGGCAGAUGAUUAUAACGAGGAUGAGAAUGCAGGCGUGGCGUAUGAGGCAGCUAUGGGGUCGAUUCACGGGAUACGGCGGGAUGGCACCAUAGUCACUGGUGUGGAGGCCUUUCGUGAGUUCUACGAGGCGGUGGGCCUCGGGUGGGUCUAUGCCAUCACCAAGUUCCCUCCGGUCGGUGCGCUGGCAGAUGCGGUCUAUGAGGUGUGGGCCAAGUACCGCCUGCCACUUUCAGGCCGGCCGUCCUUGCAAGCUGUGAUUGAGGAGCGCAGACGCAACAAGCUUGGCGUGCAAGGAUGCAAGGAGGAAGAGGAAUGUGACAUAAAGUUUUGA
Molecule: messenger RNA, 717 nt
Organism: Closterium sp. Yama58-4
Lineage: Eukaryota; Viridiplantae; Streptophyta; Zygnematophyceae; Desmidiales; Closteriaceae
Source: the annotation of a GenBank genome assembly